AUGAUUUCGGUUAAGCGAGUUUUUCGUGAAAAGAUGCAAUCAACUGCUAUUAUGUCAUAUCCAACCGUAAGAUUCAAUGAUAUAUCUGGUGCGAUUCGUUUAGCUAUCUCAAAUUGGUCUAAUGAUGGAAAAGCACAAUUGUUGUCAAAAAAACUUCUUCCGAAAGAAACAUUAUCAAACGAUGCAUUUGGACAAAUAUUAGCCGAUGUUUUUGCUACACUUGAUAUUGAAAUUUCUCCAGCAGACGAAACAACAACAGACAUAUACAAACAAAAGUUUUUUCAGUUAAUCAACAAUUCGGAACACAUUGUGUCAACAUCAUUAUUAAUGGAACGUUUAGAAAUUGAAGCAUUAGAAUCACUCGAUUUGAUUGUUAAUCGUGAAAACUUUAGUCAAAAAUAUGUUCGAAUUAAAACACGUUUAUUUUAUAAACAACAAAAGUUCAAUUUAUUACGUGAAGAAAGUGAAGGUUUUUCUAAAGCGUUAACAGAACUAAAUCAAGAUUUUACUUUAUCGUUGACAACAGCCGAUAUUCUCUAUGAGAGAAUUAUGGCGUUGAUCGGCUAUUUUGAUAUAGAUCCCAAUCGUAUAUUGGAUUUAGUGUUAGAAUCAUUUGAAUGUCAAUUAAAACAUUCACAAAUAUUCAUAGAAUUAUUAAAAUUACUCCAUUAUGAUCAAAAAACUAUAUGUCAAUUACUUGGGUUUAAAUUUCAAACAUAUAAAAAUCAAGAUGAAACCCCCGAUUCGUUAUAUCUAUUAGCCGCCAUGCUUAUAUCUAACAAUCUAGCUAAUUUGGAUCAAUUGUUGCCACAUUUGAAUUCGUCGAUUAGCGAAAUAAGUGAUAUAUAUAAUAAAGAAUUAGAACAAGCUCGUACUUCUAAAAAGACAACAGUUUCGUUAGGGACAAUAACAACUGAUAAUAGCAGCAACAAUUCAAAUACAAAGUCGAAAGAAAACUCAUUGAAACCAAACGAUCAAGUAUUAAACUUAUUGCGUUCAUUAUUGGCCGUUGGUGAUUUGAAAAGUGCCAAAAUUUUAUUUGAUUUAUUCCCACGAUGUGCUUGUACAUCUUAUAAAGAAAUAUAUUCAACUCUUUGUAAGAUUAUUGAUUAUAUAAUUGAUCCAUUGUAUAAAAGUCAUGCUGAAUUACAUCAGAAAUUUCUCAAUUACAAAAUAUCAUAUCCGUUAAAUGUUGUAUAUACGAUGUCCAAUUCUCAAUUGACUCAAUUAUCCACAUUUGAUGAAUUUCGUAUUCAGAUACUACCACUAUUACUUCAUUUGGGUCCGUAUUGUCAAGAUCGUCUAGUAUACAUAAAAUUAAUUCGUAUAUGCACAACAAUCAUGAAAACAAAGUAUGAUGAUCUAUCGAAACUUGACAGUAGUAGUGGAGAUUCUGAUGAACUGUAUGAAAACUUACUACUCAUUAUCGAUGAAUUAUUAUUACCAUCAUUAUCGUUAAUGGAUAUGAAUGGAUGUAUGGCCAUUGAAUUAUGGAAUUUAUUGAAAUUAUUUCCGUUUGAUGUGCGAUAUAAAUUAUAUGCAAAAUGGCAAGAAGAUACAUAUAAACUAUCAAUACAUUUAGUACAAGUUAAAAAUGAAGUAUUAGAAAAAUCAAAAGCAAUACUAAGACGUAUCACAAAAGACAAUGUCAAAACCUUUAGUCGACAAAUAGCAAAAAUUACGCAUUGUAAUCCAACUAUUAUAUUAUCUUGUAUAAUCGAUCAAAUUCAACGAUACGAUAAUUUCAUCAAUGUUAUUAUUGAUGCGUUAAAAUAUCUAUCUCCAUUAGCCUACGAUGUUGUUUGUUAUAUGAUAUUACGUGCAUUAACCACGAUACCAGCCUCUUCAUCAACGCUUCCACUCGCCUCAAAUAAUCUUGAUGGUAAAAUGAGUCGUGAUAAUGCCACACCGUCUCAAUGGUUUCAAAAUAUCUGUACAUUAUUGGCGAAUACUUUGAAAAAAUAUCCAAUUGAUUUUACAUCUAUUUUGUAUUAUAUUUAUGACCAAUUAUGUUUGGAAAAAUCGUAUGAUUUAUUUUUAUUACGUGAAAUCAUAACAAAAAUGAGUGGAGUGGAAAUAUCGGCAGCUGUCACCGCACAUCAGUUGGAUGCAGCGGCUGGUGGAGAACUAUUGAGAAACGAAGCGGGAAAUUUUACAGCUGCAAGAAAUGUUAAAAAACCAUCGAUUCGACUAAAAGAAGCUCUUUUGGAAAAUUCCAUUUAUUUACCAUUAUCAAUCAUCAUUGCUCAACAACGAAAUUGUAUCGUAUUCAAAUUUGGAGCACAAAGGCAUGAACAUUUGAAAUUAAUUGGAAAUUUAUACGAUCAGUGUCAAGAUACAAUGGUUCAAUUUUAUACAUUUUUAUCAAAUGUGUUAACUAGUGAAAAUUUCUUGACAACCUUUCCAUCAAUCAAAGAUUUAGUGCUUGGAUUUCAUUUGCAAGUCGAUGCGGCAUUUCAUAUUUCGAGACCAUUAUUUAAUUUAAAUGUUCAGGCUAAAUUUGAUGAAUUAAAACAAAAUAAUAUUACGUCGAAAGCUAUGACAAAAUCACAAGAAAAAACAUUUUUGACUCAAAAGUAUAUUGAAUCUGUGAACUUUGUUAUGUCACCUGUACUCGAUAUGGUUAAAUCGUUACAUCCAAAACGUACAUGGGAGGAAAUGACUCCUCAAUUUUAUAUGACAUUUUGGUCGUUGUCAAUGUCUGAUUUGUAUGUACCAGAACAAUCGUAUAAACGACGUAUUCAAGCACUUGAACAAGAAAUGGUUCAAAAUGAUGACAGAAAAGAAUUGACACAAGCUAAAAAACGUAAAGAAAAAGAUAAGAUUAACAGUAUUAUUGAUAAAUUAGCUGAAGAGUUAAUCAAACAAAAAGAACAUGUUGAACAUGUUCGAGCUAGAUUAGACGUGGAAAAAGAUGAUUGGUUUAAAAAUCGUAAUAGAACGAAAGCGGAAACAAUUACCGAAUUUCUUCAAUUAUGCAUAUUUCCUCGUUGUUUAUUGAGUGAAAUAGAUGCAUUGUAUUGUGCACAAUUCAUUCGAAUAAUACACGAUUUAGCAACACCGAAUUUUAGUACAAUUAUUUGUUAUGAUAGAAUAUUUUCUGAUAUUUCUUAUUCAUUGGCAUCGUGUAGUGAAAAUGAAGCAAUACGCUACGGAAGAUUUUUAUUAUGUUUAUUAGAGACAGUUAUGAGUUGGCAUUCGGACAAAGUUAAAUAUGAAAAAGAAUGUAGUAGUCAUCCCGGUUUUUUAACAGUAUUUCGAAAUUCAGUGACAGCACCAUCGUUAAAUAAAACCAUAGGUUCAACAACUUCAUUGUCAGCUUCACAACAGUUACCUGAACAAUUAGAUUAUGAAAAUUAUCGUCAUGUUUGUCAUAAAUGGCAUUAUAAACUAGCAAAAAGUUUCAUCGUCUGUUUGGAUUCUACUGAUUACAUUCAAAUUCGUAAUGUUUUACAAGUAUUAACAGUGUUAUUACCCAUUUAUCCGCGAAUAACUACAUUUUACACAGCAUUAGAAAGGCGUAUUAAAAAUAUAUGCAAUGCCGAGAAAGAUAAACGUCCAGAUUUAUUUGCAUUAGCCAAAUGUUAUAAUGGACGAUUAUCACAUAAGUAUCAAGAUAUGUGUGAAGAAAAUCAAUUCCAUGUGGUACCAGAAAAAAUGGCGCCAAUUCAAACAUCAUCAACUAGUACGAAUAAAAUCGCUUCGUCUGCUAAUAGUAAUGCAACCGCUACUGGUUCAACGAUAACUGCUUCUACAGCAGCAACUGUGACAGCUACAGUAGCAAUAGGUCAACAAUCACGUUCAACAACACCAACAAUAACCAAUGGGGUUAUGACAGCUAAUUCAACGACAAAGCCAUCAUCGUCCGUUACCACCGAUAAACAGCAGUCAUCCUCUUUACCGAGUACCUCAAUUCCUCCUCAAACACCCCCGUCAUCUGCAACGGGAUAUAAACAGAAAUCAGCGUCACCUGCUCCAGCUCAAAUUACAGCAAAAACAUCCUCAGUUGCAUUGACCUCAACACCAGCCUCAUCAAAAAAGCCGAGUGAUACCAGCACAAUAGCAGCUGUUACAGAUGCUCAUGACCGUUCAGCGAAACUAACCAUACAAAAUGAAGCUACAGAAAUCUCAUUAUCAACACAAUCAGCCAAGGUAAAAUUAGAUCGGACACUGCAUGGUCCAUCUGUUCCAACAACAUCUACAACACCGCCCUCGAAUCCUGGUGGCCCAUUACAACUGAAAUCAUCAUCGACCGAUCUUCAAGUAAAAGUAAAAUCAGAAAAUAUCGAUCCAAAACAGCAGUCAACUCGUAUGAUUAAACUGACCAGUAGUGGAGAAAAAACAAAUAACAACUCAGAGCAUUCAUCAUCAUCUCAUCAUCAAUCUCAUCGAUUAGACACAGAGAAAAAAGAUAGUCGACAAAGUAACACCACAACAACACUCACUAUCAAAAAAGAACCAAAGGAACAAACUGGUAGUUCAAAUAGUCGACGACAACAGGCACCGGCGAUUGAUUCACUCUCACACAAAGACAAAGAACGUCGAACCGAUUCAGACAACAAUACUACGUCACCAAAAACUUUAACAGAACGAACAUCAUCUCUUCCUUCCUCCUCGACACGUUCAGUUGAAUUGCCUUCUAGUCGACGUUCAUCGCCAAGACAUGUGACGACAGACGAUGAUGCGGCUAAAAGAUCGGAUCUCAUAAAUGGUUCGAAAUUCUCAUCUUCGUCGAAUACUAUUGAUUCAUCUAGUAUAAAAGCUAGUCGUGGUUUAUCACCCGAACCAGUCCAACCAGACAAAAAACGACGCGCCGGUUCUUCGAAAGGUAGUGAUCGUAUUGUGACAAGAGGAAAUGGUGAAACGACUAGUGGACGAGUUGAGCGUCAUCGAGAUAGAAAAAGUGACUUUACUUCACCUGAAGUGAAAAAACGUAUUCGUUCUCAGAGUCACGACAAGAAUCCUUCGUUAAAUUUGAGACGAUUGAAUAAUACAACAGAUGCUAUCAUCUCCAAUAGCAACAGUGCGAACGAUGACAACGAUUCUCUACCUCAAUUAGCAACCUCAUCUUCACACCCGAAACGAAUUAAAACAACUGCACCAACAGAAAAUGAACGAGGUCACACAUUAACAGAGCAACAAAAAUCGUCAUUUUUAAAAGAAAAUGAUAGUGGAAAGAAAGGCAGCCCAUCGAAAAAAGAUUAUCGUGAAGAUCGUCAUGAGCGAAAUCUGAGAGCGUCAUCAUCACGCGAUAGAAGAGAAAAAUAUUUAACCGUGAUUGAUUGUCUGCGUUUGAAUGUUGAUACUAAAAUGUCUGAAAAUUAUUUAUUCAUAAUCAUCAUUCCAAACGAUUGGAAUUUAGAAGAAAAUGAAAAUAUCGUUGAAACUAAAGAGACUACAAAAAGACUUCGGAAUGAUGAUGCUACAACACCCAAAUCACAGCGUCCAAUACCACGAAUUAUUACCGAACCGAAAAAAUCCAUAUGCAAAAUUGUUAAACAUUCUAUACUGGAAAAAUAUGGUCUAGUAGAAAAGUCGCUAUGGUUAUUGUCAAACGAUCAAAAAUAUUAUGAAGUUACUUUUGUGUGUGAAUUUAGCUCAUUUUGUGAAGAAUUACUUCAUCAAUUAUCUGCAAUUGAUAUUGGAAUUAGAACUGGCACACGUGUAGCCGUUAGAAUGAUUCCGAUUGCUGUAUUUUAUUUCAGCGUAUUACCAGUAACAUGUGCACUUGGUUAUCGUUCACACGUGUCAUCAAACUAUCUGAAACCAGUUCCAAUUGAUCAUCGUUAUCGCCGACGAAAUCAAAAUUUCAAUCAUGGUCAACAACAAAAUAAUUUUACAAAAGUCGAGCGUUUGUCUACUCGUCGAAAAUCGGUUCGUGAAGAUUUUAUGCAAAGUAUUCGGUCACGUUUAAUGGUGUUUCAAGUUGUUCAAGCGAUCAGAAAUCAAUCGUCAUUAACAUUUGAUUUUGUCGUACUAAUCACAUUAGCAAGUAUAUUAGCGAUGCUUGGUUUAUUAGAAAAUAGUUCUGUUAUACUUGUUGCAUCGAUGUUAGUUUCACCAUUAAUGGGUCCGAUAUUAGCCAUAGUGUUCGGUCUUGUGAUUCAUGAUCGUUCAUUGUGGAAAAUUGGACUUCGUUCAGAAUUAAUUGGAUUAUUUAUUUGUGUAUCAUGUGGUUUCUUAUUUGGUCUAUGUACAUCAUAUCGCGAAACAAAUUGGGGUAGUUCAACAUCAUUUCCAACAGCGGAAAUGAGAGCCAGAGGUGAUUUAUCCCAUUUAUUGGUUGGUGGUUUGAUUGCUUUGCCCUCAGGUGCCGGAGUUGCACUAUCAGUUUUAGGUGGAAAUGCUGGAUCGCUUGUUGGAGUGGCAAUCUCGGCAUCGUUGUUACCGCCUGCAGUAAACUCGGGUCUUUUAUUAAGUUAUUCACUACUCAGCGCUGCUCUACCAUUAUCAAUAGGAAGAAAAACAUCAAAUAUAAAUGAAACUUUUUCAUUCAGGCAAAAAUUAUAUCCAUAUACAAGUUACAAUUGUACAUCGUUCGAACAUAAUUCCUAUCGUUCACUAUAUUCUUGUUCAAUGACAUACGAAACAUUGAUAUUAGCUGGUUGUAGUUUUCUAUUAACUCUGUUAAAUAUACUAUGUAUUAUUUUAAUGGGUAUUGUAGUAUUGAAGAUAAAAGAAGUAGCACCCACAGUUAAAAUUCAUCAAUCAGAUACGGAUAAAUUUUUUCAUAAUGAUAUUCGACUAUUCAGAGAUUACCAUAAGACAAUACAUCAAAAUGAAGCAGAGAAAGUUAUUGAUGAAGUAACAACAGAUGAUAAUGAUGAUAGUACAAAAAAAGAACGAUUACAACAAUUAAUGGCAUUAGCAACUGUCUAUGAUCUUGAUUUAAAAAGUGAAAGUGAUUUAACAUUAAAUAAUCCAAUAGCGAGAGAAAAAGUUAAAAAGUUAUAUGAAACUUUAUUAUUGAUUGAUCAAGAAGCAAAACGAUUAGAUUUUGGACGAAGAGUACCACAAGGUCCAAAUUCAAUGAAUAUACAACCACCAUUACCGAGUUUAAUGGAAAUAUUACCACCAAAAUGGACCGAACUAUUUCAACAACAACAUCAACAUAAAUUUGACGAUGAUAAACAUCCAUUAUACAAUCAAAAUUAUUAUACCUAUCAUAACCAACAAUUACGACCGAAAAAUCAAAAUUCUGUUCGAACAUUGUCAUGUUCAAAUAAUUUCUCUGUUAAUUACGAAAUAAAUAAUCUUGAGACACAUACGAAUAUUGAGGAGCAAGAUGAAGACAACGAAUGCCAGGAAACACUUCUACAGGGAACACGGUUUCGUUUAAAAAAAGCAAAAAUUAAAUUUGAAGAUGAACAACAUGUAUAA
Messenger RNA from Didymodactylos carnosus, 7380 nucleotides. The record is from the annotation of a GenBank genome assembly. NCBI's taxonomy places the organism in Eukaryota, Metazoa, Rotifera, Eurotatoria, Philodinida, Philodinidae.